Messenger RNA from Scedosporium apiospermum, 1752 nucleotides. RefSeq lists its product as uncharacterized. The record is from RefSeq and is a predicted model, not a curated record. Lineage: Eukaryota; Fungi; Ascomycota; Sordariomycetes; Microascales; Microascaceae. The transcript has 6 exons. The coding region runs from base 1 to 1752 and encodes 583 amino acids. Gene Ontology annotation, molecular function: RNA binding.
AUGGCGCCCAAAAAGAAGGAGGCCCAGAAGAUGUCUCUGGGUGACUUCCUCAACGAUUCAUCGUUCGGUGGCUCCUGGGCCGAUGAAGUUGAGGAUACCAUUGGCACUCAGCCAUUGCCUCCUCCCGAGCAUCCGCGUCGCGAUAUGGGCAUGGGUGGAUACGGCGGCUACGGAGGAGAUCGAGGAGACCGAGGAUAUGCUCGCGAUAGUGCCCCUCAGCAGCUCCCCACCCGGCCCCCUUACACUGCUCAUCUUGGCAACCUCCCAUACGAUGCGACUAUGGAUGCCGUUACCGACUUCUUCACCGGAUGCGGUGUCGUUAGCGUUAGAAUCAUCGAGGACCGAGAGCUCCAGCGCCCCAAAGGUUUCGCUUAUGUUGAAUUCCGCGAUUUGGACGGUUUGAAGAAGGCUCUUGAGCUCGAUGGACAGUCUUUCAAUGGACGAUAUAUCAAGGUUAAGGUUGCCGAGCCUCCCCGAGACCGCGACCGUGGUGGCGAUUCGACCCGCGACUUGAGCGACUGGACCAGGAAGGGCCCUCUUGCGGAUCUUCCCUCUCGAGGAGGCGAUAGGCGUGACUUUGGCGAGCGCCGCCAGGCCGAUUUCGGCGAGCGACGCGCUCCUCGGGAGCACGUAGAUGACGGAAGGGUCCGAGACUUCGGAAACUGGGAGCGCAAAGGACCUUUGUCACCCCUGCCUCAACCUGAGGCGCCUCCCAUGUCUCGCGAGGGCAGCCGAGCAAGGGGCAAUGUAGAGUCGAUGCGUCAUCGUCAUCAGUCCCCUUCUUGGGGUGAAGGCCGACAGGAGGGAUCUCGCCCUCCUCACCGAGAAUUCCGUGAGAAGGCUGAACGGGUCCCCAGCGCUGCGGAACGUGAUAUGCAAUGGCGCAGCAGCAUGCGUCCUGACCGCCAAACUUCGUCUCCUUCACAAUCCCGAGAUGGCAGCGAGGCGCCAGUCUCUCCCGCCCAAGCACCGGCCGCUCUUGCUACAAGACCCAGACUGAAUCUAGCGAAGCGAACGAUUUCCGAUGCACCCGACGCCGCGUCUCCUGCUUCUGCCGGUGGCGAUUCGAAGGCGAGUCCUUUCGGUGCCGCCCGACCCAUCGAUACCUCUGCUCGCGAGCGCGAGAUUGAGGAGAAGAGGCAGCAGGCGAUUAAGGAGAAACGAGAGGCUGACGAGAAGGCCAAGGAAGAGCGCCGCCUCGCAAAGGAGGCCGCCGCGAAGGAGGCUGCUGCCAAGGCCGAGGCCGAAGCCGAGGCUGCUAAGGCUGCUGCUGAGGCUGCUGCCUCUGCGCCGACGGAGGAGGCGAAGCCUGAGGCAACUCCCCAGGCUGCCGAAGAGGAGGAGACCACCCAGGGAGUUAAAUCCGACGAUCAAGGACAGAAGCCGGUCCACAAUGGCGCCUCCAAGGAGCAAAGGAUCCCAGGUCGCCCUAGGGAGCCUCGUGAGCCUCGCGAACCCCGCGAGCCAAGGGACGGCCGCCCUGAGUUUAAGUCUAGGGCUUCGGAGAGCGGCAACUGGCGUCAGCCUUCCGGUGAGCAUAGAGCUCCCCGAGGUGCUCCCAGCGGCCCCCGCCGCGGCGGUGGUGGCCGUGGGGGACGACAUGACGGUGCCCGUGGUCCACGCGCGAACGGCGCAGGUGGUCAACAGCCUCCCGCGACCCCCGUGACUGCUGAACCGGCUGCCCCUACGCAGGAUGAGGAUGGCUGGACUACCGUGACCGUUCCUCGAAGCGGUCGCCGUGGAAGGGCUUAG